Molecule: messenger RNA, 448 nt
Organism: Pseudophryne corroboree (corroboree frog)
Lineage: Eukaryota; Metazoa; Chordata; Amphibia; Anura; Myobatrachidae
Product: shootin-1-like
Exons: 4
Biological process (GO): positive regulation of neuron migration; neuron projection morphogenesis
Cellular component (GO): cytoplasm; cell leading edge; axonal growth cone
Source: RefSeq, a predicted model, not a curated record
AUGAACAUUACAGCAACCGUGCUGAAACAACUUAACAAAAUAAUAACUGCAGUCUCCGUACUGGCGGUGGAAGAAUAUGAAGAGUUACAGACCAGCUUACAGAUGGAGAAAGAUCUGCGGCACACAGCGGAGUCACUGGCGCAGGAGAUGUACAUUGAACAGAACCAGCUUAAACGCCAAAGCUGCCUCCUGCUCCAGAAUAGUGCCCCCGACCAGCGGCUCCUCACAGCUCUAGAGGAGAACGCAAAGUUAUCUCAUGUUCUGGAAGAGGAGAGAAUCCUCCAUCAGCUGAAGAGGAAAGAAAUGGACGACCAGCUGGAUGAAGCCAAGCUUAUAAAGGAGGUCCAGAGCCUGAAGAAACAACUGGAGAUCUUUGAAGAAGAGAAGAAAGAUCUCGAGACCAAGUUACAGAAUUCUGAGUCCAUUGUGAGGGAUCUAAGACAUUCAG